Molecule: messenger RNA, 4258 nt
Organism: Daucus carota subsp. sativus
Lineage: Eukaryota; Viridiplantae; Streptophyta; Magnoliopsida; Apiales; Apiaceae
Product: DENN domain and WD repeat-containing protein SCD1
Exons: 23
Coding region: 338-3976 (1212 amino acids)
Biological process (GO): regulation of Rab protein signal transduction
Cellular component (GO): cytoplasmic vesicle
Molecular function (GO): protein binding
Source: RefSeq, a predicted model, not a curated record
AUUUUCGUUUCGAGUGAUUUGAGAUCCAGACCAAUGUCCCUAGUCCACUUCAACACAUUUUCCUUUUAGAUCCUUGCAUACAUAUAUAGUUAGUUACACAUACACAUUUCAGAUCUAACAUAACAAAACAAUUUACUCAAAUUCAAGUGAUCUCUCUCACAAUUGGUGAAUAACUUUACCAAUUUGAGAGAGGGAGAGAGACAGAGAGAUUUUGAGAGAGGGAGAGAGGCACACAGAGAGAUUUUUGAGAGAGGGAGAGAAGGCACACAGAGAGAUUUUGAGAGAGAGACACAAAGAGAAUUUGAGAGAGACAGAGAGAUUUUGAGAGAGAGUUGCAAUGGCUGGAAUAUUCGAGUACUUCGUGGUUUGUGGUAUCGGACCGGAGAUUCGAACACUGGAAGGCGAAAAAGGCUUUCACGGCACAUUAGUGAUGUACUUGCCGUCUCUUCUGGAUCAGUAUCCUCCUCCUAAUCACACUCUCUAUCCUCCCCCGCCUCCGCAGCUUCCUACUUGUGUUUUACCAGCUGGUGUUGAGUUUUAUGCGUCAGGAUAUGAUUCUAAUGAUUCAGCGACCUUUCCACGGAGUUAUCCUAUUGUUUUAACUGAGGGGGAUGGAACCAAGAUCUAUGUUAGUUGCAUUGCUUUCAGAGAUCCAGUAUGUGAUGAUAUCGCUGAAGCUUAUCAGAUUCCUGCGAACUCAUUUGCUGACAAAUGUAUUUGUUUUGUAUCACGCUCUCCUAGUUUCAAUAUACUUCGAGAUGCUUUGGAAGAAUUAUAUGUGCUUUGUUUUUCCUCGAGUGGUAGUAGCAAGCCAUUAUGGGAUGUUAUAGCACAUACGGUUUCGAAUGUACCUUUGCCAACCCCCGGAAAGGAUAGGCUCCUGUUUGCUAUUGAGAAUAGCCUUCUUGCUGUUGAGGUUCCACCGAUGAACGGGUUACCUCAUGCUGAUAUAUCAUUUCAGCCAUUAUUGCAGUGCUUGGAUGUUGAUAAUUUCAUUAUGCUAUUUACAGCUGUUCUGAUUGAAAGGAGGAUUUUAAUUCGAUCAAACAAGUACUCUCUGUUAACUCUUGCAUCAGAAGCCAUAUGCCACUUAAUAUAUCCAUUCCGGUGGCAGCAUGUGUACAUUCCGUUACUAUUUUUCAGUGGAGUUGAUUAUAUUGAUGCUCCCACACCCUAUAUGAUGGGACUUCAUUCUGGUGUCGAUACUUAUGGUUUGUCAAUGGAUGGGGUAGUGGUUGUCGACCUUGACAUCAAUCGCAUCACUACAUCAGAAGAUAUUCCUCCUGUACCAGAGCCAGAAUAUAGUUCUUUACGUGGCGAGAUAUUAAAACUAUUAUGUCCAAAUGUUAUGGGGAUAGACUUGAUGAAAAUCAAUCCAGGGAGUUCUCUGGAGCAAAAUCCUAAAGCUGGCAGGCUCUGGGGACCAGAUCAUGACCUUCAGUUGAGGUUAAUAUUCUUAAAAUUCUUUGCAUCGCUUUUAGGUGGCUAUCGCAAUUUCAUAGAAAAUACCGCAACUCAGGUCUUUAACAAUCAGGCAUUCUUGAGGAAGCGCUCUCGGUUAACUAACCAGCCCCCAGAUCCAAUGAUUACCCAGUUUCUAGAAUCUCAAGGCUUUUUAGACUAUUUGGAAAGAGGCCUUGGCUCUGAUGAAAAUAGUAACAACCUUCUUGACAAAUUACAAGAUGCAAUUGGAAGAGGUCAAAAUCCUUUAUCAAUUCUUCCAUCAGAUUUAGAAGAGCGCGAGAUUAUUACUAUCUCUGAUUCUGGUGUGGGCAUAUCAGGAUCUGGUGCAAAGUAUUGUUAUGACAGGUUUCCUGCAAACAGCAGAACUGAAGAGCAGGAAGAAAAGAGGAAGCAGAUUUUAGCAACAGCAAGUGGAGCUCUUGAUUCUGGAAAGCAGCUGUCUGGUUCACCGUCUGUGCUUGCUGCGGGCAAGGACUCGAAAGCUGAAAGUCUAAGUCCAAGGGAGAGAGCUGCUGAACGUGAGCGUAUGGUUUUAGACAUAAAGGUUAAGCUUCAGGGGCUAUGGCUACGUCUCUUAAAAUUAGGAUCAACUGAUGAUCCGCUCUCGUCUUUUGAGUAUGGAACAAUUCUCGCUUUAAUUGAGUCAGAUGCAGAGGGUAUUGGUGGUAGUGGCUUUGUUGAAUGUAUAAGGGAGCAUAUUCAUUCAGGAUGGCUUUGUCAAUUGACUGAUGAACAGUUUAUUGCAGUCAAAGAACUGCUCAAAACGGCUAUCAGUCGUGCUACCUCGCGGAAUGACAUGGCAACUGUUAGGGAUGCCCUCGAAGUGUCUGCUGAAAUGUUCAAAAAAGACACAAAUAAUGUUUCAGACUUUGUUCAGAGACAUCUCCGUUCUCUUACCAUAUGGGAAGAGUUACGUUUCUGGGAAGGAUAUUUCGAGUAUCUGAUGGAGCGCUUCUCAAACAAAUCAGCCAAUUAUGCAACACUAGUUACAACCCAGUUAAUCAUAGUGGCAACACACAUGGCUGGGUUAGGACUUCCUGAUAAUGAUGCGUGGUACAUGAUUGAAACAAUAGCUGGGAAGAACAACAUUGGUUACAAGCAUAUUAUAAAACUGCGGGGAUAUUUGUCUCAUAUUCAGCAAAUAUGUAUUGGUUACUGGGGCAUUUAUUCUAUCAAGUCCCAGUCUGCUGCUUCUUAUGGAUUUCCCACUCCACAUUUACAAGACUCCGCUGAUGACAGCCAACAACCUACUGAAGCUUCCGGAGUUGGAAGGAGCUGGGUCCAAAGCAUGUUUAGCCGUGAUCCAUCAUUGCGAGGAAACUCCUUAAGUCGUGUUCGUAAAUGGACUUCUGACGGCGGCAGUUUAGCAAAUGAGAAUGGAACACGUAAACCUGAUUUAUCUUCUGGAGGACAAAAGAAAAUACAAACCAGCAUUCGAACACUUAGGGGUCAUAGUGGUGCCGUAACAGCUCUACAUUGUGUAACAAGUAGAGAAGUUUGGGACUUGGUCGGCGACCGAGAAGAUGCUGGUUUCUUUAUAAGUGGAAGCACAGAUUGUACUGUCAGGAUUUGGGAUCCUAGUGUCCGUGGUUCUGAACUCAGGGCAACAUUAAAAGGCCACACAAGAACAGUGAGGUCUAUAAAUUCUGACCGAGGAAAGGUUGUAUCAGGUUCAGAUGAUUAUUCUGUUCUUGUGUGGGAUAAGCAGACAACUCAGCUUCUUGAAGAGCUUAAAGGGCAUGAUGCACCAGUUAGCUGUGUGCGCAUGCUGUCGGGCGAGCGUGUUCUCACUGCAGCACAUGAUGGCACUGUAAAGAUGUGGGAUGUAAGAACUGAUACAUGUGUAGCAACUGUGGGUCGGUACUCAAGUGCUGUUCUAUGCAUGGAAUAUGAUGAUUCCACAGGGAUAAUGGCUGCUGCAGGCAGAGAUGCAGUUGCAAACAUUUGGGACAUCCGUGCUGGUAGGCCGAUGCACAAGCUUUUGGGUCACUCGAAAUGGAUCAGGUCCCUGAGAAUGGUUGGAGACACUCUCAUUACUGGUAGUGAUGAUUGGACAGCACGAUUGUGGUCUAUCUCACAGGGAACAUGUGAUGCAGUGUUGGCUUGCCAUGGAGGUCCAAUCCUAUGUGUAGAUUACUCUGCUUCUGAUAGAGGAAUAAUAACAGGUUCAACUGAUGGCCUAGUACGAUUUUGGGAAAACGAGGAGGGAGGUUUGAAGUGUGUAAAGAAUGUCACAGUCCACAAUGGAUCUAUAUUAUCUAUUAAUGCUGGGGAACACUGGUUAGGAAUAGGAGCAGCUGAUAAUUCAAUGUCCCUCUUCCAUCGGCCUCAAGAGAGACUCGGCGGCCUCUCUAGUUCAGGAGGAAAACUGGGCGGGUGGCAACUCUACAGAACACCCCAGAGAACUGUUGCAAUGGUCAGAUGUGUUGCUUCCGACCUUGAGAGAAAAAGGAUCUGCAGUGGUGGACGUAAUGGGAUGCUUCGACUUUGGGAUGCCACGAUUAACAUAUAAUUUACCACCUUUUCCUCGAUUAUGUAAUUUUGUAUCUAGUCUAGUUAUAAGUAGCAAGCAUGUAGUAUUUGAGUGUUCAAAAGAGCUUCCAUUUCUAUACAAUACAUUUAACUGAAAGAAAUUUUGUUAGCAUCUCAAUUGUGUCAAUUGUAUUAUGAUCUUAAAUAGUGACACCAAAUUUGUGGAGUUGGGCUUUAAGUUUUGCUUAUACAUUUGAAAAAUCUGUAACUUUAUGAGUAUUACUUACUACUAUUUGAACUAGUAUUAUGAUUCAUUUUUGCA